AUGGCCUCUAGAUUCCACCUCACUCCAGUCAGAAUUGUCAUUAUUAAGAACCAAACAGCAAAUGCCAGAGGAUGGAGACUGGACAUCCUUACCCCGGAGGAGUUUGAAGCGUUUCAUGUCAUCCUUACAGCAGUUUCUUCAGUUCGAUCGGUAGCGGGAGCCGAGAGCGGACCGCAGAGAGCCCUGAGCAACCCCACCGUCGCCUCUGGCCUAGUUACCAUCACACCCCGGGAGGAGCCGCAGCUGGCGCAGCCGGCCCCAUUCACCAUCACCCCAACUAUGAGCAGACCCAGCAGCCACCCGCCCCCUCCCCCCCCCCCCUCCGCUGCCGACACCCCGCUGCCGACACCAAGCCCAAGCCCGGCACCACCGGCAGCGGCGCAGGGAGCGGAUCGGCGGCCCAGGCGGCCUCACAUAGGCGGCGCCUGCCGGCUGGGACAAAAAGUCAUCACAACGAAGGUUUUGGGAACAGUAAAAUGGUUCAAUGUAAGGAAAAGAUAUGGUUUCAUCAACAGGAAUGACACCAAGGAAGAUGUAUUUGUACACCAGACUGCCAUAAAGAAUAACCCCUGGAAGUACCUUCGCAGCGUAGGAGAUGGAGAGACUGUGGAGUUUGAUGUUGUUGAAAGAGAAAAGGGUGCGGAGGCAGCAAAUGUUACAGGUCCUGGUGGCGUUCCAGUUCAAGGCAGUAAAUAUGCAGCAGACCUUAACCAUUAUAGAUGCUAUCCAGGUCGUAGGGGUCCUCCACGCAAUUACCAGCAGAAUUACCAGAACAGUGAGAGUGGGGAAAAGAAUGAGGGAUCAGAGAGUGCUCCCGAAGGCCAGGCCCAACAACGCCAGCCCUACCGCAGACGAAGGUUCCCACCUUACUACAUGCGGAGACCCUAUGGGCGUCCACCACAGUAUUCCAACCCUCCUGUACAGGGAGAAGUGAUGGAGGGUGCUGACAACCAGGGUGCAGGAGAACAAGGUAGACCAGUGAGACAGAAUAUGUAUCGGGGUUAUAGACCACUAUUCCGCAGAGGCCCUCCUUGCCAAAGACAGCCUAGAGAGGAUGGUAAUGAAGUAGAUAAGGAAAAUCAAGGAGAUGAGACCCAAGGUCAGCAGCCACCUCAACGUCAGUACCGACGCAACUUCAAUUACCGACGCAGUCGCCCAGAGAACCCUAAACCACAAGAUGGCAAAGAGACAAAAGCAGCCGAUCCACCAGCUGAGAAUUCGUCCAUUCCCUAGGCUGAGCAGGGAGGGGCUGAGUAAAUGCCGGCUUACCAUCUUUACCAUCAUCCGGUUUAGUCAUCCAACAAGAAGAAAUGAAUAUGAAAUUCCAGCAAUAAGAAAUGAACAAAAGAUUGGAGCUGAAGACCUUAAGUGCUUGCUUUUUGCCCGUUGACCAGAUAACUAGAACUAUCUGCAUUAUCUGUGCAGCAUGGGGUUUUUUAUUAUUUUUAUCUAAAGAAGUCUCUUUUUGGUAAUGGCAAACGUUUUCUUAAAAAAAAAAAAAAAAAGCCUGGUUUUUCUCAAUACACCUUUAAAGGUUUUUUAAUUGUUUCAUAUCUGGUCAAGUUGAGAUUUUUAAGAACUUCAUUUUUAAUUUGUAAUAAAAGUUUACAACUUGAUUUUUU
This is a messenger RNA of Perognathus longimembris pacificus (Pacific pocket mouse), 1622 nucleotides long. Its product is annotated as Y-box-binding protein 1-like. The record is from RefSeq and is a predicted model, not a curated record. Gene Ontology annotation, molecular function: nucleic acid binding. Bases 1 to 1233 code for a protein of 410 amino acids. Gene Ontology annotation, biological process: regulation of gene expression. Gene Ontology annotation, cellular component: nucleus. The transcript has 3 exons. Lineage: Eukaryota; Metazoa; Chordata; Mammalia; Rodentia; Heteromyidae.